AUGGAAUUGGAAAAUUUUGGUUCAAUGGAGAAUGAUUUGUAUCCUAAAGCAUCGCUCGAAGAAGCGUUUCCCGGAUCUUUAAUGGCUAGUUACUACGGAACAAACGUAGUAUUUUCCAACGGAGAUGUUUGGAAGCGUCAUCGGUUUAUUACAAAUCCUGCGUUUAAAAGUAUGCCCAUGCAAUUAUUUGAUGAAAUUACUGUGAAAUUGCUGAAGGUCGUCGAAAAAGUUGAUAAUGAACCCACCCAUAGAGCACGUAAAAAAGCCGCAAAUAUGAAUAAUUUAUUUAACGGUCUUAUUGAAAAGAAACGUAAAUCAAUGGAAACGGAUGAAUUGAACGAAGAAAUGCGACAUAAUCUUGCAAUAUUUAUGUUAGCUGGACAUGAGACUACUGCAACUGUUUUGACAACCGUAUUAUAUGUCUUAGCAACCCACAAGGAUAUUCAAAGCAAAGUUCGUGAGGAAUUAUUAUGCGUUCUUGGAGAUAAUUUAAUCCCGACCACCGAACAACAAAGAGAAUUAAAAUAUAUGAACAUGGUUUUACACGAAAACUUAAGAUUGUAUCCUCCGGUUCAUCAAUUACCACGAAGAGAAAAUUCAGAGAUUAUUAAUUUUCGAAAUCAUACAUUUUUGUCAAAAAUAUCCAUAAUAGUUAAUAUUUAUGGAAUUCAUCAUUCACCAAAAUAUUGGAAGAAUCCUGAAGAAUUUAUUCCUGAAAGAUUUGAGAAUGAACAUGAUGAAAAAUGA
Molecule: messenger RNA, 747 nt
Organism: Funneliformis geosporum
Lineage: Eukaryota; Fungi; Glomeromycota; Glomeromycetes; Glomerales; Glomeraceae
Source: the annotation of a GenBank genome assembly